CCCUCGUACAGCUGCUCACACUUCAACAAGCACCUGACAGUAAAGCAGAAUCCUUUUCACCAAAGACUCACCUGAGGGACUCAGUUUGUUGGACACUGUGGACUCGCUUUUUGGAUUUUGUUCUGUCACCACACACGAGAGCGAACAUGUCGAUGGGUUUGGAGAUCGUGGGCAUUGCCUUUGGAGUCAUUGGUUUUCUUAUAGCCAUAUUAUCAUGUGCCCUACCAAUGUGGAGGGUGACUGCCUUCAUCGGUGCUAACAUCGUCACUGCUCAGAUCAUCCAGGAGGGUUUGUGGAUGAGCUGUGUUGUCCAGAGCACAGGUCAGAUGCAGUGCAAGGUCUACGACUCGCUGCUGGCCUUGUCUCAGGAACUGCAGGCAUCCAGAGCAAUGAUGGUUGUUGCCAUUAUACUCGGAGUGCUGGGCGUCAUGAUCUCCAUAGUCGGCGCCAAGUGCACCAACUGCAUUGAAGAGGAAGGAAGCAAAGCCAAAGUGAUGAUCAUCGCUGGUGUCUUCUUCAUCCUCAGUGGCCUCUUGGUUCUCAUCCCUGUUUCUUGGACUGCCAAUGUUAUCAUCAUGAAUUUCUACAACCCUAUUCUGCUCACGUCUCAGAAGAUGGAGCUAGGGGCGUCACUCUACAUAGGCUGGGCUGCAGCCGGACUGUUUCUAAUCGGAGGGGCAAUGUUGUGCACUAGCUGCCCACCAAAAGAAAAGAAAUAUCUGCCACCCAGGAUGGGGUACUCGGCCCCACGCAGCAUUAGUGCAGGUGGAGGAUAUGACAAGAAAGACUACGUCUGAAUUAAUGCUGAAGGAUGAAAGGAAAAUUAUUUUUGUGUGUGAGUUUUUGUCUGUAUGCAUGUUACUUUUUUUUACCGGAAACCACAGCGUGAAUCCGACUGAAAGACUCCGAGAUGAAGAUGCUGUAGAAAUAUUAAUCUUCUGCUUUGCUUUUAGCUGAUAUGUUUAUUCACAUCCUUUUGUUUUGCUUAAAAAAAAGACUUAGAUUUUUCAGUGCUUGAACAUGGGAGCUUAAACAAAUAACUUUAUUCUUUUAAGAUUUUUAACUGGGAAAAUAUUUCUACUAAAUUCUUGGCAUUAUGUGAAUUUGAAAACACCUGUGUGUCGUCCUCUUAUUAGCUCUUGGCUGGUUGCGUGGUGUUGUGUUUCACUGAAACCUGCUGUUAAAAUGUGAUCUGUCAUUUCACUGACAAUGACCAGGAAGAGUCAGCUCUCAUUUUACAUGCAUUUGGUUGGUGUGAUUGUUCAGUGUGUUCGUGUGUGCGUGUGUUUUGCAUGACCUGUAAUAUUUGCUUAAGAGAGUUUCUGCUGAGACUGAAACUACAGAUAGAUCCAAUACUGCCCCAGGUGAAACUUUGUCUUCCUUUUCACAGUUUCACUGUGUGUGCAAAUAGAAAAUAGUUUUUCAUG
Pundamilia nyererei is the source of this 1427-nucleotide messenger RNA. It is a transcript of the gene cldn3c, whose product is annotated as claudin 3c. The coding region runs from base 147 to 797 and encodes 216 amino acids. Lineage: Eukaryota; Metazoa; Chordata; Actinopteri; Cichliformes; Cichlidae. The transcript has a single exon. Gene Ontology annotation, cellular component: membrane; bicellular tight junction. The record is from RefSeq and is a predicted model, not a curated record. Gene Ontology annotation, molecular function: structural molecule activity.